Messenger RNA from Rotaria sp. Silwood2, 342 nucleotides. The record is from the annotation of a GenBank genome assembly. NCBI's taxonomy places the organism in Eukaryota, Metazoa, Rotifera, Eurotatoria, Philodinida, Philodinidae.
AUGACGCGUCAUAAACGACCUCAUUCAUCUGAUCGUUGUACUGAUGAUGAACAUUCACGUUCAUCAUAUUAUCAUAAAUCUCGUCGACGUUCAUCAAUAAAUAAUGACACAAACAGUUCAAGUGAUAGACAAAAAAAUAGUCGAUCAAGAUCCACAUCUUCGUCAAUAUCAUCGUCAUCUUCAUCUACUGCAUCAUCAUCAUCUCGAUCAGAUGAUUCUGCUCGACGAACUAGUUCCCGACAUCGUCAUUCAGGACGAAAACAUGAUAGUGAACGACGACGACGACGACGACAAGAUCAUCAUCAUCGUCGACGAACAAGAUCACGAUCAAAACGACGGUAA